AUCAUGGUGACGAGUCUCUGUUGCAGCCAUGAAGUGCGUUUGGCUGUUAGCCUUGGUGGCCUGCCGUGUCGCGGUGGCUGUGGCGAGCAUCACUGGUAAUUGUGACCGAGAUUUGUCCGCCUAUGGAACCAGCACGAGGUUCAGCCGUGGAAACUGCCAAGCAUCGCUGCAGCGGGCGGACGUGGAAGUGCAGUUGCAGGGCUUGGUGGCGAAGAUUUCGGCAAAUCUCACCUACAAGAACGAGAAGACGGCCAUUGACUCCCCCGUGCUGGUGCUACCCUUGCCUGGGGACGCCGUGUUGCAGGGAUAUGAGGUGCAGGACCUGAAAGGUGUCAUUGGUCGCGGUGAUCCGGGAGCGGCCGGUCAGCCCUGCCCCCAUGACAUGCUAAGCUUCUACGAGAUGUCGGGUGGUGACCGCGGGAAGCAGCGCGUGCAGCUGAAACAUCUGGCGCCGGAGGAAGAGGUAUGGCUGCGAUUGGAGUACUUGUUGCUCCUGCAGGCCAAGCAAAAGGCCGAAGGGAAGCAUGUACUGGACUUGCCCAUCAGUUUUCCAGCUCUCAAGAGGAAGCCUAGCCCCAGCGAUGCUGUGGUGCUGAAGAUCUUUGGUCUGGCCGGGAUCGAAGGUGGCAUUCAGACCAGUGCACCAGGUGCCGUGCUCCAACCGUCGGCGCUGGAGACGCAGCGGCUGAUGACGCACGUCCUGCUGCGAUCGACGCUGCAGGAUCUGCCCUUGGAGGUGACCGUGGCCGCCGUGGCGGAUCCUUCUAGCGUCUUCCACCUGGACCUCCAACGGGACCCGCAGACCCGGCGCCUCGCGGCUGCGCUGUGGAUGCCUCCGAGCAUCCGAAGCAUCGCUCACGGUGGGAUGAUGGACCUGGUGGUUCUGCUGGAUUCGUCCGCAACGAUGCACGGUGCGCGGCUGCGGCGGGCGAAGCAAGGCCUGCAGGCACUGCUGCGCAGCGUGCCAAGCCAGGUGCGCUUCAACCUGGCAGGGUUCGGCGUGGCCCAGGGAGCUCUGCUAUGGUCCAAGAGCCGUGCGCUGGAGCAACAGACCUUCGAGGAACUAGAUCAGCAUCUGAAGAAGGAGGCAGAAUCCGCUGGAGAUCCCCUCCUUGGGAUCGAACCAGUGCUGUCUGCCGUCUUCGCAAGAUUGGCCGACGCGCAAGAACUUCGAAUAAUGGUGCUGACAGAUCGCUAUCCACCCGAUCAGAGAGCGGCCAUCGACCUCAUCGAGGACCAAUGCGAUGCCAACCGCUGCCGCCUCUUCGUGAUUGGCCUCGGCUGGGGUGCUUCGCCGCUCUUCGUGGAGUCGGCCGCCGAGGCGGGCCACGGCGGCUUCGCCUAUGUGGCCGAGCGUGAUUUGACUUUUGGAUUGGAGAAGAACUUGAUUUCACACAUGAUGGAUGCGUGUGUCCCAUCCAUUCAUGAUGUGCAUGUGCAAUGGAAGGCCUUUGGUGAUGGCAACCUUUCCACCACCGAGCCGUUGGAAGUUCAGAUCGACCAAGAAACGCGGGGCCACCGUGGCCGCAUGGUGGCCAUGGCACUGCUCGGCGAAGUCACUGGCACCAUCACCUCGACCCUUCACGUGGACGCCGUGGUGGGCGGCGUGGCCGGCCGUUUCCAGGUGCCGAUCCAGGCCCUAUCGGAGGGAACGGCGCUGCAUGCCAUGGCCUUGUACCACAUGAUCCAAGAUGAAGAGAAAGGUGUCACGGAAGCGCUGGCAGUUGCCCACCACCUUCCCCUGGGCGCUUCGCAGUGGCUCAGCGCCUCGACGUCCAAGUCGACGCCUUUGCGCUGCGCGCAGGGCGCGGAGAGUGGCGUCACGGCCAAGCUAACAGAGGCUGCCCAACUCUCCACUCGAGAGAAGAUCGUUCAGACGAAGAAAGAUCCUGACAGACCUUUAUCGUCGCCUAUGAAAUUGCAGCAGAUCUCUGGAAAGCUUUCCACCCUGAGCUUCACCACCCUGGGCCGCAGCGUCUCGCUCGCGCACGCCGAUCGCGCCGCGCGUCGCCCGCGCGAGCCGCGGGAGCCGCGCGAGCUGCGCAGCUGGGAGCGUGGCGAGGAGAUCAGCAGGCCACGGAGUCCUUCGUCAGAGCCAACACUGCCCCUGCGUGGUGGGCUGGCUGGUGAUUUGUUCCGACCAUCCGAGGACUCGGCUAGAGAUGCCAGGCCUGCCAGGUUGGGCUUUUUGGAUGACCUGUUUGGUCGCUGGGAGUCCGGGCCAUCACGGAGUGGACUGAGUGGACGGAGUUUCGGGGACCCCUCUCCACCUUCCAUUUCGGCCCUGUCCACGCGGCAACGACCUGGAGGUGCUGAUGCCGAAGCGUACCACGUGGGCAAAGCGCCAUUUGUGCCACCGCGGCUGGCGCUGUUGGAGACGGCGAAGCUAGGGCAGCGCCUGUCCCUGGGCGGAAAGGCAGAGCGUCAGGGCGAUGGACUGCGGAGCCCCUUCUCUCGCUUGCCGUCCUUGUCGAUCUAUGACUCCAUGCUGGGUUCGUCCAUGAAAUCGCGUAAGAUGCCAACCACGCCCAGCCCCAAAUCCACGCGCGAGAAGAUUUCAACGGCGACUUCGCCUCACCGUUGGCUGGGUCAGCUGUCGGUGAAAGGCGUGGAGAGUUUAACUUCCAGGCUCUCCUUGCGUCCCAAUGCUUUUCCCAAGCAGCUGGAGAAGCUCCCAGACCCGCGGCCGGGCACCGCGUCCGCCGCCACCGCGGCCCCGUCCGCGCCCUUGGCGGAGAGUGAGGCGGAGGCCGAAUGGCUGGGUAUUGAAGUGGCAGGUGACAUCGUGGCGGCCGUGGUCAAGGUGAAGUACCACCAGGAGAAAUGCAUCAGUCUACUGGAGACCAUCCAACUCCGAUGGGCCAACUACUCCACCGCCUCUGUGGCGACCUUGACGACGCUGACGGGACAGGUCUUGGGCGUUGUUUCGGCGCGGCGGAUGCAGCGGAUGCACGUGCAGGUCUCUGCCAGCUGCGACGUGACGCUCCGCGACGAGAGCCAAGAGCUUCUGCUGACGGCGUCCAUUCCGCGGGCCUCCCAUUGCGUCGCGGCGCUCGAGAGCGGGGCCACCGCGCCGUUCUCCGCGAUGCAGCUGCGAAGGCUGCGAAGGCAGCAGGCGGGGCGACCCAUGCUGGCGAGCAAUGAGAAGCGCUUGGAACUGGAUCGCCAUGUUGUGGUGGCAGCACAAACCUUCAGAGGCUUUUUCAUGUUUGAUGAGAAGUCAGCGAAAGAAGCCAAACUCAGCUGGGAGAACUUAGAACUGCUCAGCAGGUGGUGCGGAUCAAAGGAAGUCGCACAUACCUGCGCGGCUUUGGCCGCCUUGGACAAAGACUCCACCUGGUGGCCAUUGACGCGCCGCGCCGAAGAACGUUGGCGCAGCGACGCACGAAGUACCUGCGGAACGCUGGCGGAGUGCAUGGAGCUCGGAACUCUCCUGGUCCUUCAGAGUUGGGCCCCCAUCCCGCCCACUUUAGCGCUGGCGCAGAGGGAGGUCCAGGGUCUUGAUCGCUGUUGGGAUGGUUGGUUAGCCCCUUGGGGCCUCGACCUGCCAUGGCCGCCCUUCCUGCCUUUGCCGCUGCUGUGGCGCCUGUGGCGUCUUCCGUGCCUGCGGGCGCCAGACCAACAAGCGCGGCAGGGCGUGGAAGAUGGCGUGGGACAAGCGCCAGCACCGCUGCCUUGCUUUGCGCCGCACAGGGUGUCCGAAGCCGAGCACGCCCAACGCGACGUAUGGUCGUGCGGGCGGCGCAAGCGACUUGCGAACAGUUACGCGAGGAUCUAA
Molecule: messenger RNA, 3778 nt
Organism: Cladocopium goreaui
Lineage: Eukaryota; Dinophyceae; Suessiales; Symbiodiniaceae
Source: the annotation of a GenBank genome assembly